AUGCCCAACAUAAACGGCCUUCCUCCUGAAAUUUUGGGCCUUAUCUUCAUGUCAUACUAUCAAGAUCUGAAGCCAGGAGGAAUCGACAAGGGAUUAGCGGCCCUUUGCCUGACGUGUAAACGUUGGAACGACCUCGCGGUAUCCACUCCCGAACUUUGGAGUUUUAUUGAAAUCAUCCGCCAGCCCUCCGGCUUGGCUAUCUCGUAUUCGAAAGUCUCCACUUGGCUUGACCGAUCCCGAAAUUGCCCACUUUCUUUAGUUGUGAGAGCGGAGCGGCUCAACCCUUUCCAGUCUCCUUCCAUAAAAGCCUUGCUACCAAGCCUCCUAGCUCAGUCGUACCGAUGGUGUAGUGUCUCUCUUGGUUUCGGUGAUUGGUUCCAGCCAACGGAUGUCCACCUCCCUCAUACCUUCACCACUCCUAUUUUGGAAAGUGUAGAAGUGAUUUGCGACGGCAACAAAGAAGUGGAUCAUGAUGUUCUAUAUGAAAGGCUACUGGAUGGAUGCCCAGCUUUGCGCAGCUAUACUAGCAAUCAACGAGGACACUAUCAGACCGACUUGCCGCCGAACUAUUCUUUUUGGGAGCAAUUGAAAAAUUUUGAGGUCGUUGAACCCACAAAUACUGCCAACGCCCUGAUCCUGCUGGGAAGGGCAAUCAAUCUCCACAGUUGCUACCUAACGAUAGGACCGGACCACUAUGGCAAACCGCAGUCACCUCAACCUGUCACCUCUCCAAUCAAAAAAUUGACCAUCAACACUCAUACGGCCUCGGGGUCUCGAGAAAAUGUGCAACAAUUUUUUCAUUUUUUAGAUGCACCUAACCUCACGGAUCUUUCCAUUAUCUUCAUGUUGGGCCGUCACGGUAUGACUAUUGCAACCCUAUACGACAUCCUGUCUAGGCCCCGCCUUCGACUCUCUUCUUUGACGCUAAGAAACCUUGAGCUUUCAAACGACAAUUUCAUCGAUUGUCUUACAUAUCUUUCUGAAUCUAUCACCACCUUUAGGGUCUUAAGAAUGCCAGAAGGGCCAGUUUACGGGGGAAUCAAGAAUGGAACGAUCGACCUCCUCACGUUCCAAGGCGAAGGAAAUCCGAAGGCUCUCUGCCCGCUCUUAGAAACAUUGACUCUAGAGCUGUGUGUUAGGGCCGAUGAUGGUCUCCUCGCACGUAUGGUACGAUCUAGACGCCGCUCUCCGCGUACCCUUCGUGAUAAUGGCAUUGCCCUUUUCAAACGACUGGAUGUAGUGUUUGAUUGGCCCCAGGGGCAUACGUCGGACGAGGAAGAGCUGAAAGAAAUUCGCAUCGUGCUACGCUCACUGGACACACUCAUGGAUCCCAAUCAAAAUGGUACAGCUAUGCCAGACCAUGACCAAGUAACCACCAGCACUGUUGAAGACAACGCCAAGCAAGGUCCUGUUGACGUUCAAGUCGUCGUCAAUGAAGUGGACCUGGGGUCCAGUGGGUCCCAAGGGCCCACAGAUGGCAUUGGGGCUGCGUGUACGAUCGACGUUCAGCCUCCAACGCCCAGGAUUGGGGAGGCGCCUCCGAGAAAACAGCGUCUGUAUAAACGAGCCAGGAUCAAUAGUGAGGAAGCGGUGAAUGAGAAUGAGAUCACGCAUGGGGUUGUACAGACUUUGGAUGCUCUCCCUGUAGAACGACUGGCUGAGAAUGGGUUGUCAUAUACUCGUAUCUUCCAAGAGGACGGGUUCACGGGCGCUGGGAGGCUAUGUCUCGCUGCCCUUGCCGAGAAAUCGCGAAAGAAUACUCAAGAUAAUUCCUACGUGUUCUGCGUCGUCGAAGGCACCGUACAUGUCCAAAUCCACCAUACGACAGGUGUCGUCAGGCAGGGUGGGAUGUUCCACGUACCCCGAGGUAUCUUCUCUCUCCUUUGUACUACGCUCCACAUCAACGGCACUCACCUUCCUUUCCUAUCAUGA
Molecule: messenger RNA, 1932 nt
Organism: Laccaria bicolor S238N-H82
Lineage: Eukaryota; Fungi; Basidiomycota; Agaricomycetes; Agaricales; Hydnangiaceae
Exons: 4
Coding region: 1-1932 (643 amino acids)
Biological process (GO): attachment of mitotic spindle microtubules to kinetochore; spindle attachment to meiosis I kinetochore; kinetochore assembly
Cellular component (GO): kinetochore
Molecular function (GO): centromeric DNA binding; protein binding
Source: RefSeq, a predicted model, not a curated record